This is a messenger RNA of Fraxinus pennsylvanica, 963 nucleotides long. NCBI's taxonomy places the organism in Eukaryota, Viridiplantae, Streptophyta, Magnoliopsida, Lamiales, Oleaceae. The record is from the annotation of a GenBank genome assembly.
AUGGGAUUGGGUGAUGCGGAUCUUAUGGAUGAUGGUGAUAGAGGUGGGGACAAGACAGCAUCGGCGGUUGUUUCGUGCUCAGUUUGCUUAGAGGGGGUCACUGAUAAUGGGGCUAGAUCCUGGGCAAAGCUCCAAUGCGGCCAUCAAUUCCACCUUGACUGCAUAGGUUCGGCAUUUAAUAUUAAGGGAGCAAUGCAGUGUCCCAACUGUCGAAAAAUUGAGAAAGGUCAAUGGCUUUAUGCAAAUGGUAGUCGACCAUUGCCUGAAUUUAGCAUGGAUGACUGGGCCCACGAUGAGGAUCUAUAUGAUCUAAGCUACUAUGAAAUGUCAUUUGGAGUUCAUUGGUGUCCAUUCGCGGGAUUAACUCGGCUUCCUUCAUCUUUUGAUGAAGGAGAAUUUUCAUCAAGUGCAUAUCAUGAUCUUGGACAACAUGCUAUCUUUGCCGAACAUGCAGCCGUAUCGUCUACUACGCACCCUUGCCCUUAUAUUGCGUACUUUGGACCAAUUCAUCCAUCUUCUUCAACAUCUAGUGGGACUAUAUCGGAUGGAUCUAAUUUUAAUAAUCAGUGGAGUGCCCAAUCAGUUCCAGGCGAGAUCCCCAGUUCUUAUGCUUUCCCUGCCAUGGAUGUACAUUAUAACAAUUGGGAGCACCACGGCUCUCCGUUUGCCACAAGCAGCCGCAUUGGUGGUGCAGAUCAAUCCUUGAUGCCAUCCGUGACUCAGAGAACUAGGACAAGUUCUGAGAUCCCAGUACCUGGAUCUUUCGUGCGCCCAUUACUAAGUGUUGGUCACAGUUCUGCCAGUAGAGCGCCCAGUUCUACAUCAACAAUGGUUCCUACUUACCCCGGUAGUGUGGCUCGGGCUCGUGAUUGGGUUCAGGCUCUCCAUGGAUAUUUUCAGCAGCCCACGCCUCUGUCGCUGAAAAUCAGCAACAUCAUGGGCGCCGAGGCGCCGCUGGGCUAG